AUUAGAAGAAGCCUUCUCUGACAACGCCAGACUUUAUUUUCUUCUGCGAUAUAUUUCUCAUUAACUAUCAACAACUCCACUAGAACCAUGUAUAGACUGUAUAUCCCCCAGGCCAAAUCCCUGGAGACCUCACUACAAAGUGUUGACCGUGUACACAGAUACGCUGAUUUGAUCAAGGAUCACGUGACUACACCGGUGACGGUAUUUGAUGAACCAUAUCCUGUUUAUGUCUUAAAGAAAAUUGCGAGCGACGACAGGAAUACCUACCAGGGUCUCCAUGACAUUGUUGAGAUACUCAAGGACACCGCUUAUAUAGCAUGCGCAGGAAUGACGUCAUCAAACAGAAAUGGUACCGUGUACAAGACUUCCGGAUGCACAUUUACUUCAUCCGAGACUAAAGACAUAUACUUGAUGGUAGCGGAACUUAACAGGCGCGCCACUUCACACCAAGAUAUUCUUCCUCAUCUCCAGGAUCUGCAAGAGCAAUGGUUGGAUAGUUACAAUCAUCUGACAAAACGACAGAUCAUACUGAAGGCACAAGAAAAGAGGAUAUCUUUGCUGGGAAAAGACCAUGCUUCUUACGAUGGAGACAUGAAAAGAUGGCUGAAUUACAAAUUGAAAGUAGAAAGCGCCACUUCCGCCCACAACGCCUUGACUAAUAACUUCCGGCAAAUGUUAUAUAAAGAACGGCGGUUACGCCUUGAUAUGGAAGAGCUUGAGGAAGAACUCUGCCAACUUCUAAGCCUGAAUAUUGAAAUCAGACUCCAGAAAACUCUUGAAAACAUGGCGAAGACUAUAGACCUCGUUGACCUAGACUGUAGUAACACAAGAUACCAGGUUGUGAAAUCUCGUAUACAGGGCGUUAAUGUACGAGACAUCGUCGAGAGUUUGCUACGAAAUUGCAGCAUGGAAUAUGAAUACCCAAACAUUCAAGAGUUCAUCCAGACCACUGGAUUCUCGGAGCCGUUACCGAGUGGUGAAAUGAUCAGUCUGUCACGACACAGGAAGGUCAGAAUGGAUGACAAAGAAUUUCUGACGUCAUUCCAAGGGAAUUUUGGUGAAGGUACGUGUGAAUAA
This is a messenger RNA of Pecten maximus, 1077 nucleotides long. RefSeq lists its product as uncharacterized. The record is from RefSeq and is a predicted model, not a curated record. Bases 88 to 1077 code for a protein of 329 amino acids. NCBI's taxonomy places the organism in Eukaryota, Metazoa, Mollusca, Bivalvia, Pectinida, Pectinidae. The transcript has 8 exons.